GUUAGCUGCAUCUCAAUAAAGUUUUUGCCCUUUGAAACAUCAUGGCGGCUUGCACGAUACGCGCUGCUGUUAGACAUUCAAUAACAAUUCUAACGAAGGAUGCAGUUAUUGCAAGAAGAAGCACGUGCCAGGUGCCGGCCAGGUGCGCGGGGACGGGUCACAGCUCCUCGCGCGACUCUCCCCCCGCUGACGCCGUCGCACGCUACGAUCGCCUCGUCCGGCGCGGCUCCCUCAGGGAGGACGCUCAGCAGAGGCGCGCGCUCCCGCAGCUGGCUCGGCUGCAGCGCGUCCUCCGAAGCUACGACCACCGCGUCUACGUUAACCGGCUGAAGGGAGAUGAGCGCGUGACCAGCCAGCAUCAAAACCCGCAAGACCCCUGUGUAACAGCUGCUAAGGUACUGAUCAUGGAUAAUAGGGAGACGAGGGAAGAACCCACCCCACCAUUACCUCCACCACCUAAAGGCUUCUACAUCCACGGAAAUGUUGGAACAGGGAAGACCAUGCUCAUGGAUUUGUUCUAUUCCUGUGUGGAAAACACUCCUAAACAGAGGGUCCACUUUAACGCCUUCAUGUUGGACAUCCACAAAAGGAUCCAUCGGAGGAAACAAAGCCUGCCAAAACGAAGGCUAGGGAAAAUGCUCAUCUAUGACCCCAUAUCACCAGUUGCCAUGGAGAUAAGCGAAGAAACAUGCCUUUUGUGUUUUGAUGAAUUUCAGGUGACAGAUGUUGCUGACGCCAUGAUCCUGAAGCAGCUGUUUCAGACGCUGUUCGAGGCCGGAGUGGUGGUCGUGGCCACGUCCAACCGACGCCCUGACGAUCUGUACAAAAACGGACUUCAGAGGGACACCUUCCUACCUUUCAUCGCCGUGCUGAAGGAGCACUGCUGCGCCGUGUGCCUGGACGCCGGCGUGGACCACCGGAGGCUGGACGCGGCCGCCGCUGCCGCCGCGGGCAGACUCUACUACCUCACCAGGGAGCCUGGUGUGGAAGCCUUCUUGGAUGAGCUGUUUGAGGAGCUGGCAGUAAGACAAAAGAGCGCGACGGGUCCUCGACUCCUCACGGUGCUGGGCAGAGAUGUGCCGCUGAGCAAGACCUGUGGUUCCGUGGCCGACUGUACUUUUGACGAGCUCUGCGGCACCCCCCUGGGUGCCGGCGACUACCUGGAGAUGGCGCGGCUCUUUGAUACCGUGUUCAUCCGCCACGUUCCCGCGCUGACGCGGAGUCUGAGGGACCAGGCGAGGCGCUUCACCACCCUCAUAGACAACUUUUAUGACAACAAGGUGAGAGUGGUGCUGCUGGCAGAGGCUCCAUUAGACCGUCUGUUUGUCCAGUCUGGAGGAGAAGACGAGAGGGACCGGCAGCUGCUGGAUGACCUGGGCCUCAGCGAGGAGGCGGCGGAGCACCUGACUCUAUUCACAGCGGAGGAGGAGGCCUUCGCCUUCCAGAGGACCAUCUCCAGGCUGAUGGAGAUGCAGACAGAGUCGUACUGGACGGCUGGAGACCGCAGUCACAGCAGGGAGCAUAUGAACGCGUAGCGUCCACAUGACUGCUGGGAGAAUCAUAUACCUCCAGACAACUCAGACACUGCAGUAGCAGGAGGAGCAAACUUACUUAGUGAAUAAGGAGCACUUCACUAUGACUUGUCUUCAUCUCGUGCGUGUACUUUCUGUUCUCUGAGGUGUACUCACUCCCUCUUGUGGGCUGCUUAUUAUAUUCUGUGAAACUGUAGCAGGUGCUUAUUUUAAGCGGGCAACCUGUCCCUAAAGGUAGCUGGCUACCGCCCCCUAGUGGCGCAGGGUCGAACGUUCGAAAACUGUUUUUAUAAAACAGUAUCAACCACAUAGAAAACGUGGCAAAAUAUUCAAUAUGGUAUAUUUAAAUGACAUUAGUAUUCUAUAAUUAACGUAUAUCUCCAUGUUCUUAAGCUGUGAUAGUUAAUAAAUUAUCUUCUUAAAUUAUUAAAUUAUCUUAAAUUAUCUUCCUAUCACAAUCCUGACAUACACAACUGUAAGCUGCAGACUGCAGUAAAGGUUCCCAACAAAGCUCAGCCCAUAGUGUAAAGAGGAUCGAAGCAGUUGAACUCCCCCAUGUUGGCCUGUAGGUGGCACCACAGGUCAAGUAAUGGCUACGAGUUGGGUUUACUGCGUAUGUCUGUGGAUGAGGUCAUCCCAGUGCACCACUCCAGCCUGGACCGGCCGGGCCUGACAGCAGGCAGCACCUACAGUAUCCAACCCAAGACCAUUAUAUAAGACUGUUUAUGCCAAGCAGCCGGUAUCAUGGAACAAGCACAAAAUCCCCAGACUAAAUGUAUAAUCCCAUUAGACUGAAGGGACAGUAAAUGGAUUUCUGCGUGUGUCUCGGUGCUUGCAUGGAUACAUACGCAUGAUUUAGAUCAUUAAAAAGUGCUUGAGUUAGUGGCCAGGCACUGAAUCUGUCCUACUAUAACUCUCAAUUAAGGGGAAAUCAAUCACACCCUAUGCUCAGUCUAAUCCAAUCAGAGCAUUAUGCUGUUUGGGGGAAACAUCAGACACAAACAAAGAUGGCAGCAGCGCUUUGUGAUCAUCUUAAUUGGAUAAUUCACGCCGGCUUAAAUUAGAAGGGCCACGUAGGCUCCAUCGUCUCUGGACCACAUCUUCAGAGCCGCACGCGGGUGGAGGCAAGGUGGAGCCCCGACUAACCUUUAUGCGCCUGCAGCUUACGUGGAGAAGAAAAGCUCUAAGAAUACAACUGGAUUGGGUUUGAGUGGCUCGCUAAAGUUCCUGAAUGUGUCCUUAUGCAACAGUAUUAUGGCCUUCAGAGGGGGAAUGCAGGGUGAGGCGGGCUUAUCUUGUUGCAGAGUAAACUGGACAAAUGCCGGAGAUACAGUACUGCAGCCGGGUGUUUGAGCAGCAUGUUUGGCUCCACGCAACAAAGGAAUGAGUUCAAUCAAACGCAAUUGGACCUAUUUAGAGUGCAUUUCUGAGCAAGUGUAAAAUGAAAUUACUCAGAAAAACGUGACGCCCUCAAUGCACGAGAGCGUUAAAUAAACGAGGCUGCGAUGCAUCCCUGCCCGGCUCCGACGUCUCCGCCGCCUCUGUGCGCAUCCAGCGAGCGGUUAACUCUCCGCAGGAGCCAAACUGCUGCAUCAGGUAUUCCCUUUGAUGUGGAGGGAACAAAAACCAUCAAACAAUGUGUGUACGUGUGCAGCGACGAGCCGCCUCUAAUCCUGUCCAGACUCCAGGCUGCUGUGGCAAACCAGGACGUCAGUGAGCACUGUUUAACAGCCUUUAUCCUUUUAAAGCCAGUCUCUCAUCAUAGGUCCAUGUUCAGAGCCAUAUAUAAAAAUUGGUGAAGAAUUUACAAGUAAAAAAUUAAAAAAGAAUUUAAAAAUAAUUACAAACUAUAUGAAACCCUACAAUGUUGCUAUAAAUAUUGUAUGGUACCCAAGCACAAAUAAUAUAAGUGGUGUGUUGGUGAGCUAAACGCGCAUUCCUGCACAGAAACCGCGGGCACGCGCCUCUGUCCGCGAGGGCAGCGCUCGAUGAAACAAAGAAGUCGGCGGACGGGGCUGUUUUGAUCCCGUCAAGGUGGAGAAGGAGCCGGAGGAGGAGGGGUUGGACCUAGAGCAUCGCUUUACAGGAUGGAGGUCCAGCUAGGAUUUCUCUCCUCGUCUCCGGCUAAUAAACAGGGUGACGUCAACCUGCUUUCCAGGGGGCGUGGCUUGAGCGCCGUGGCAGGUGUGAUUGACAGCUGGCUAAGUAAUUAAAGGCGCAUUCAGAGUGCGGAUCAUGACUUUUAUUAAGAAGCGCCAUUCAAUCAGAAGGAAGAAGCUGUAAUAUUAAUAUUCAUAUAACAGUGUGAUUAUCAUAUUAUCAGUUGAAGUGUUUAAAAAGUUUUAAAUUAAUUUUCAUGUUUUUAAGCUUCAGGUUCUCAUAACAUGUUGAGCGACAAUAAACGAAGCAACUUGAUUGACACCAUU
Betta splendens (Siamese fighting fish) is the source of this 3958-nucleotide messenger RNA. It is a transcript of the gene afg1lb, whose product is annotated as AFG1 like ATPase b. Gene Ontology annotation, molecular function: ATP hydrolysis activity; ATP binding. The coding region runs from base 42 to 1535 and encodes 497 amino acids. Gene Ontology annotation, cellular component: mitochondrion; cytoplasm. The record is from RefSeq and is a predicted model, not a curated record. The transcript has 13 exons. NCBI's taxonomy places the organism in Eukaryota, Metazoa, Chordata, Actinopteri, Anabantiformes, Osphronemidae.